This is a messenger RNA of Telopea speciosissima, 1300 nucleotides long. RefSeq names its product mitogen-activated protein kinase kinase 6. The record is from RefSeq and is a predicted model, not a curated record. Gene Ontology annotation, molecular function: ATP binding; protein serine/threonine kinase activity. Gene Ontology annotation, cellular component: cytoplasm. The coding region runs from base 88 to 1152 and encodes 354 amino acids. Lineage: Eukaryota; Viridiplantae; Streptophyta; Magnoliopsida; Proteales; Proteaceae. Gene Ontology annotation, biological process: protein phosphorylation. The transcript has 8 exons.
UUCAUAAAGAAGAUCGCAUCUCUCUCUCUCUGCCAUUACAAUUCUAGACCUGGAAAACAGGAAAAACCCUAGGAAGGCAAAGUGAUCAUGAAGAGCAAGAAGCCAUUAAAGCAGCUCAAGCUCUCGGUUCCUGCUCAAGAAACCCCUAUUACCAACUUCCUGACGGCGAGCGGCACAUUUCAGGAUGGUGAUCUGCUCUUGAAUCAGAAAGGCUUGCGGCUGAUUUCUGAAGACAAGGAAAGCCGUCCCUCGGAUGCGAAAGAGCUCGAUUUCCAAUUCUCAUUGGAAGACCUUGAGACCAUCAAAGUUAUUGGAAAGGGUAGUGGUGGUGUCGUUCAACUUGUUCGCCACAAAUGGGUUGGAACAUUAUUUGCGCUGAAGGUCAUCCAGAUGAAUAUUCAAGAGGAUGUCCGAAAACAAAUAGUGCAGGAGCUAAAAAUAAAUCAAGCAUCACAGUGUUCACAUGUUGUGGUUUGUUACCAUUCUUUCUACCACAAUGGGGUGAUUUCUCUUGUGCUAGAAUACAUGGACCGGGGUUCCCUGGCAGAUGUACUCAAGCAAGUCAAAACAAUUCUUGAGCCAUAUCUUGCAGUAGUUUGUAAGCAGGUUUUACUAGGUCUUGUUUACUUGCACCAUGAAAGACAUGUAAUUCAUAGGGACAUAAAGCCAUCAAACUUACUGGUUAAUCAGAAAGGGCAAGUAAAGAUAACAGAUUUUGGAGUGAGUGCAAUGCUUGCCAGCUCGAUGGGUCAGCGGGAUACAUUUGUAGGAACUUACAACUACAUGGCGCCUGAGCGUAUUAGUGGAAGUACUUAUGAUUAUAGUAGUGAUAUUUGGAGUUUGGGCAUCGUAGUACUUGAAUGUGCUAUAGGGCGUUUCCCCUAUAUACAAUCUGAAGAGCACCAAAGCUGGCCGAGCUUUUAUGAGCUUUUGGAGGCCAUUGUGGAGAAACCACCGCCUUCUGCUCCUCCAGAUCAGUUCUCCCCAGAGUUCUGUGCAUUUAUAUCAUCCUGCAUACAAAAGGACCCUCGAGAUAGAAAGUCAUCUUUGGACCUUCUGAAUCAUCCAUUCAUCAAAAAGUUUGAGGACAAGGACAUUGAUCUUGGAAUUCUGGUGGGCAGCUUAGAACCUCCUGUAAACUUCCCCAGAUAAACAUUUUUGUUGAUUGUAAAACUUUUGGCCAUAUACAAUAUGUAAUAGUUGUUGCUUACAAUGAUGAUGAGACAUUUAGUUCAACUUUAUUCUACCUAGUAGUGAGAAGAUGUUUUCUUUUUAAAUACAGAAUAAAUAGAAAUAAAAA